Vicia villosa (hairy vetch) is the source of this 1629-nucleotide messenger RNA. Its product is annotated as dehydrogenase/reductase SDR family member FEY-like. Bases 193 to 1335 code for a protein of 380 amino acids. NCBI's taxonomy places the organism in Eukaryota, Viridiplantae, Streptophyta, Magnoliopsida, Fabales, Fabaceae. The transcript has 8 exons. The record is from RefSeq and is a predicted model, not a curated record.
AUUUGAUCGACCCUUACAAUUUCAAAGAAAGAAAAUAAAAGCCCCUAACUUUGUGUUGUUAGGUCAGGUGUGUGCCCAUUGUGAACCAGUCAACUCAUCAAAUCUCAAAAACUCACACCGUAACCAACCAAUCAACCAUUAUCUUUUCGCAUACUAAAGACAGAUCUCAGAUUUUCACUGCAGAGAAACAAGAUGGCAACAAAAACGACGACCUCGUCUUCUUCAAGCGCCGAGCCAUUGAAGAAGAAAAAGAAAGAGGGUUUAGGUUGGAUAGAAUGGUUUAGAGGAUGGUUCCAUUUGAUCUACGAAUUUCUAUUCCAACGAAUCAUGGCGAGUCACUUGGAAAAUCCUAUGCCAUUACCACCAAUCAAUGAUCUCACUUGUAUUGUUACCGGCUCCACUAGUGGCAUUGGUCUUGAAAUUGCUAGGCAAUUGGCACAAUCAGGGGCACAUGUUGUUAUGGCCGUGAGGAACGCUAAGGUGGCUACUGAGUUAAUCCAGAAGUGGCAGAUUGAAUCUGCUGGAUUGGGUAUUGCACUCAAUGUUGAGGUGAUGGUAGUGGAUCUUCUCUCAUUGGAUUCGGUUGCUAGGUUUGCUGAAGCGUGGAAUGCCCGCGCAAUACCCUUGCAUGUUCUCAUUAAUAAUGCUGGCAUUUUUUCCAUUGGAGAGGCACAAAAGUUUUCAAAAGACGGUUACGAAGAACACAUGCAAGUGAAUCAUCUUGCUCCUGCCAUGCUUUCAAUACUUCUUUUACCAUCUCUUAUUAGGGGCUCUCCUAGUCGAAUUGUGAACUUGAAUUCCAUUAUGCAUCAUAUUGGCUUUGUUGAUGCUGAAGACAUGAAUGCCACAUCAGGAAAAAGAAAAUUUUCUAGUUUGACAGGAUAUUCAAACAGCAAAUUGGCACAGGUUAUGUUCAGCAGUGUUCUUUUUAAGCGACUACCUGCUGAAGCUGGCAUCAGCGUAUUGUGUGUAUCGCCUGGAAUUGUCCAGACCAAUGUUGCAAGGGAUCUUCCAAAAUAUGUUCAAACUGGAUAUCAUUUGAUACCUUACUUCAUCUUUAAUGCUCAAGAAGGUUCUAGGAGUACACUUUUUGCUGCGACUGAUCCUCAAAUUACUGAGUAUUGUGAAUUGUUGAAAUCCGAUGAAUGGCCUGUUUGUGCCUAUAUUUCUCAUGAUUGUCGACCCACAAAUCCGUCAGAAGAAGCACACAAUCUUCAAACAUCAUAUGAAGUAUGGGAAAAGACAUUAGAGAUGACCGGCCUUCCUUCAGAUUCCGUGGAGAGGUUUCUAGAGGGCGGAGAAGUUAAAUGUCGUUACGGACAAGAACAACAAUGACACAACCAAUACACAAGUAUCUCCAAAUGCUCUUUUACUAUUUAUAGCUAGUAAUGAGCAUUUCAUUUAGAAUAUGGAGGAAAGCUCAUAAUUUUUUCGACUAGAUUGAUAUCCCUUGAUCUGCUAGGGGGUGUUUGUAGGGGCUUCCAAACCCAAAAAGUUUGUGUACAUUAGUUUUUUUUGCUCUACAGGAGUAAGAACUAAACUAGCACUAUGUUGUAUCACUAUUUUGACCUUGGUAAUCGGUGAAUGUCAUAAAUUAAGAGGGUUUCAUCUUAUAAUGGUUGUUUUCAA